UCCGACGAGGAGUGGCGCGCGACGCUGUCGGAGGACGCCUACUACGUGCUCCGAGAGGAGGGCACGGAGCCGCCGCGGUCGUCGCCGCUCAACGACGUGACGGAUCCCGGCACCUUCCUCUGCAAGGCGUGCGGCGAGCCGCUCUUCACGACCGCGACGAAAUUCGACAGCGGCACGGGCUGGCCGUCCUUCUUCGACCCCGUCGACGGCGACGCCGUGGAGCUGCGCGCGGACUUCAAGCUCGUGCUCCCGCGGACGGAGGUGCGCUGCGCGGCCUGCGACGGCCACCUGGGCCACGUCUUCGACGACGGGCCCCGGCCGACGGGCUGCCGCUACUGCCUCAACGGCGUGGCUCUGAACUUCGUC
Aureococcus anophagefferens is the source of this 366-nucleotide messenger RNA. RefSeq lists its product as hypothetical. The transcript has a single exon. Lineage: Eukaryota; Pelagophyceae; Pelagomonadales; Pelagomonadaceae. The record is from RefSeq and is a predicted model, not a curated record. Gene Ontology annotation, cellular component: cytoplasm. Gene Ontology annotation, biological process: response to oxidative stress; protein repair. Gene Ontology annotation, molecular function: peptide-methionine (R)-S-oxide reductase activity. The annotation marks the transcript as partial.